CUUUGUCAGAGGUACCUGUUUGGCAGUUGUGCAACAUUUAUCUAAGGAGUGGCUGAGGAGCAAGAAACAUUUCAGGCAUUAAAUUCAUGUGAAUAGACCUGAAAUGUGACUUAACGCCACUGAGCAGGUUUAUCAAACUUCAUCUGAUGGACUGUGCAGAUUCUUGAUUUUAUAUACAAAUGAGAUUUACAUGGCAAAGCAGGGUAAAUGGCAUCGGUUAAAUUCUCUAAAAUACAUGGAAGGAAGCAAUGGCACAGAGCCAUUACCCAUUUUGUACAGUAGGUGGCAGCACAGAGGCGGGAAACUUUUCUGCAAGGAGAGGAUGACAGCUGAAAUUUUGAGUGUCAUGCAGCCACAGGGAAACGAGUGGUCACAACAGAGACGGACGAAGAACAGAUGGGUCAGAAGAUGAGCUCAGAGAGUCUGACUCGCUCUGAGGUGUUUGGGCAGCUCAGGAGGGAGCUUUACGGGGAGGAGCGGUCAAGUCAUUCCAAUACACACUUAUUCAUCAUACUGGGAGCAUCUGGAGAUCUUGCUAAAAAGAAGAUCUAUCCAACCUUAUGGUGGUUGUUCAGAGACGGCCUUCUUCCAGACAACACGUUUUUUGUGGGUUUUGCUCGGUCCAGCUUGACUGUAGAGGACAUCAAGGCAGCAUGUCUGCCCCACAUGAAGGUCAGUGAUGAAGAAAGCGAUUACCUAUCAGCCUUCUUCAGUAAAAACUCCUACCUGAGUGGCAGGUAUGAUGACGGCAGCUCCUUCGACCAACUCAACAAACAUCUGUCAUCUCUACCUGGGGGCGCCAACGCUAAUAGACUUUUCUACCUGGCUCUACCACCGACUGUCUACCAUCAUGUCAGCAAAAACAUCAGAACCCACUGCAUGAGCCUCAAAGGUUGGAACAGGGUAAUUGUUGAGAAGCCCUUUGGUCGUGACCUCCAGAGCUCACAGGAACUGUCAGCCCACCUUUCGUCCCUGUUCACAGAGGACCAGAUCUACCGCAUAGAUCACUACCUGGGAAAAGAGAUGGUCCAGAACCUCAUGGUGCUUAGGUUUGGAAAUCGCAUUUUUGGACCCAUAUGGAACAGGAACAGUGUGGCCUGUGUGGUUCUCACCUUCAAGGAGCCUUUUGGCACUCAGGGCCGUGGAGGGUACUUUGAUGACUUUGGUAUUAUUCGAGAUGUCAUGCAGAACCAUCUUCUCCAGAUGCUCUGUUUGGUUGCAAUGGAGAAACCUCCUUCUACCAGUCCAGAUGACGUGAGGGAUGAGAAGGUGAAGGUGUUGAAGUGUAUACCUCCUGUUGAACUAUCAGAUGUUGUGCUUGGCCAGUAUGUCGGAGAUCCUGAAGGGGAAGGUCAAUCCAGACUGGGAUACCUUGAUGAUCCCACGGUGCCCAAAGACUCCUGCACACCAACUUUUGCAACAGCAGUCCUGCAUGUCCAGAAUGAGAGAUGGGAUGGAAUUCCUUUUAUUCUGCGCUGUGGUAAAGCACUAAAUGAGCGGAAAGCAGAAGUACGUCUGCAGUUCACUGACGUGCCGGGGGACAUUUUUGGCGAUUGCUGUCAGAGGAAUGAGCUGGUGGUGCGGGUACAGCCAGAUGAAGCCAUUUACUUGAAAAUGAUGACCAAGAGGCCUGGGGUUUACUUCAAUCCAGAGGAGACCGAGCUGGAUCUCACCUACAAGAGUCGAUACAAGGAUGUGAAGCUCCCAGAUGCUUAUGAAAGACUCAUACUGGAUGUCUUCUGUGGAAAUCAAAUGCAUUUUGUUCGCAGUGAUGAGUUACGGGAGGCCUGGAGGAUCUUCACCCCCCUCCUCCACCAAAUAGAGAAAGAGAAGCCACGCCCCAUUCCCUACACAUAUGGAAGUCGUGGUCCAAGAGAAGCAGACGAUCUCGCGAAGAGCGUGGGAUUUCGCUAUGAGGGAACAUACAAGUGGGUGCAGCCCCACACCGCUUAAUUCUUUCUGUCUCACAAUCAAGUACUCGAGAAAAGGUUGCCACCACUGUAGAAAAAACAAAGUUCACAAACAAUCAAGUUUACUGCAGUCACUGCUGCACUUGAUUGAUUUCUGCAUGUACAGAAGAAAGCACUGCUUUUUAUGACUAAUCAUGCAGAGAAUGACAGCGGAGAUUAAAACAAGCUGUAUCAGACUGAUUUUGAUGUAAAUCUGGUAUUUCUAAAUAAAUCAUCAUUCACUCUU
Messenger RNA from Oreochromis aureus, 2196 nucleotides. RefSeq names its product glucose-6-phosphate 1-dehydrogenase-like. Gene Ontology annotation, biological process: pentose-phosphate shunt, oxidative branch; glucose metabolic process. Gene Ontology annotation, cellular component: cytosol. The transcript has 12 exons. The record is from RefSeq and is a predicted model, not a curated record. Bases 397 to 1953 code for a protein of 518 amino acids. Lineage: Eukaryota; Metazoa; Chordata; Actinopteri; Cichliformes; Cichlidae. Gene Ontology annotation, molecular function: NADP binding; glucose-6-phosphate dehydrogenase activity.